AAAGAAGAGCUUCCCGUGUCGUGUGUCCGCAUGCAGCCCGCUCACGCGGAUCUUUAUCCUCCGCAUCGACCACCAAAGCUCUCUCCGCCAACCAAAACAUGACGACGCUUCCCGCGACCACACUGCCACGCCCCUCCCUCCUCCUCCCAUCAGUCUCCUUCACCGCAGCUCCGGGCAACAGGACGAGUGGCGUGCGGCGGCGGUGGCCGGGGGCUGCUGCGAUCGGGAUCCGGCGGCAGGGGCUCGGGAGGUGCUGGGCGGCGGCGGCGGAGGCGGUGGAGGAGGAGGAGGCCCUGCUCCCGAAGGAGGAGGCAGGAGAGGGCGAUGAGGCCAAGGGGAGGUACUACGACUGGAAAGAGGAGUGGUACCCGCUGUACCUGUCCAAGGAGGUGCCCGACGACGCCGCGCUCCCGCUCACCGUCUUCGACCGCCAGCUCGUGCUCUACCGCGACGCCGACGGCGUGCUCCGAUGCCACGAGGACCGCUGCCCCCACAGGUUAGCCAAGCUAUCCGAAGGGCAGCUCGUUGACGGCAAGCUAGAGUGCCUCUACCAUGGCUGGCAGUUCGACGGGGAGGGCAAGUGCGUCAAGAUCCCACAGCUGCCUGAUGGCGCCAAGAUCCCGCGGAACGCGUGCGCGCGCAACUACGAGGUGCGGGACUCGCAAGGGGUGGUGUGGGUUUGGAUGUCGCCGUCUAACCCGCCGGACUCGUCCAAGCUGCCCUGGUUCGAGCCGUACGCGCGGGCCGGGUUCACGGACCUGUCCACGGUCCACGAGCUCCCCUACGACCACUCCAUCCUGCUGGAGAACCUCAUGGACCCGGCGCACGUGCCCAUCUCCCACGACCGCACCGACUGGACGGCAAAGCGGGAGGACGCGCAGCCGCUGGCCUUCGAGGUAACGGAGCGCACCCGCCGGGGCUUCGCGGGCUACUGGGCCCGCGAACGGGCCCCGCACCUCCGCAGCCUGCUCCGCUUCGAGGCCCCCUGCGUGCUCACCAACACGCUCGAGUUCGUGGAUAAGGACGGGAAAGAGCAGUGCUUCUCGGCCCAGUUCCUUUGCAGGCCUGCCGGGCAAGGGAAGGCGAUGCUGCUCGUCAGGUUCGGGUCCACGGCCAGCUCGCCGCUGAUGAAGGUGCUGCCGCAGUGGUACUUCCACCAGAACGCGUGCAAGGUGUUCGAGCAGGACAUGGGGUUCCUGUCGUCGCAGAACGAGGUGCUGCUCAGGGAGAAGGUGCCGACAAAGGAGCUGUAUCUCAACCUCCGGUCCUCGGACACGUGGGUGGCCGAGUACCGGAGGUGGAUGGACAAGGCAGGCCACGGCAUGCCGUAUUACUUUGGGCACAGCACGCUGUCGCCGCCGCCGGUGCCUGCGGUCGUGGAGCAGGCGCCCGCGGGGGCGGUCGCCGGGAUCUCGGCGUCGUUCCCGGCCAAGGGCGGCAUCGGCACGACGCACGCGCCGAACCCCACCAACAGGUACUUCCGGCACGUCGUGCACUGCAAGGGGUGCAGGGAGACGGUGAACAGGUACACCGCCUUGAAGAACGCCUUUGUUGUCCUAGCUGCGGUGGCGGCAGCGGCAGCCGUCCUGGCGGCGACGAGGCAAUGGAAGGCCGUCUGGCUGGCGUCCGCCGCGGUGCUCGCGGCGGCGUCAUAUGCUUGUGGCUCGGUGGUUUCUUUGGUUACAACAAACUUUAUUAGGACACACAGAAGACUCUAGUGAGAUUAGAAAGCUGUGAUGAGAUUCAACUGGCCGUCUAUAAUUUUCUAGUCAUCAGUAGAAGCAUUUCUUUAGUUUUGUCCUUGCAUAUUUGUACAUUCUGCAACCCAAAGUUGCGUAAUAGUAGCAUUUAAUAAGUUGGAAAGAA
Molecule: messenger RNA, 1866 nt
Organism: Brachypodium distachyon (stiff brome)
Lineage: Eukaryota; Viridiplantae; Streptophyta; Magnoliopsida; Poales; Poaceae
Product: protein TIC 55, chloroplastic
Exons: 3
Coding region: 99-1718 (539 amino acids)
Biological process (GO): protein targeting to chloroplast
Cellular component (GO): chloroplast
Molecular function (GO): chlorophyllide a oxygenase activity; 2 iron, 2 sulfur cluster binding
Source: RefSeq, a predicted model, not a curated record